This is a messenger RNA of Gamsiella multidivaricata, 1641 nucleotides long. RefSeq names its product gamma-glutamyltranspeptidase. The transcript is spliced from 4 exons. Lineage: Eukaryota; Fungi; Mortierellomycota; Mortierellomycetes; Mortierellales; Mortierellaceae. The record is from RefSeq and is a predicted model, not a curated record. Gene Ontology annotation, cellular component: fungal-type vacuole; plasma membrane. Gene Ontology annotation, biological process: glutathione catabolic process. Gene Ontology annotation, molecular function: glutathione gamma-glutamate hydrolase. The coding region runs from base 1 to 1641 and encodes 546 amino acids.
AUGCGUAUUUUUUUUAUAGCGGUGGAAAAGAACACGCCUAGCCUGGUCAAGGCUAAGCAUGGGGCUGUUGCAACCGAGGAGAUCCAUUGUUCCGAGAUUGGUGUCCAAGUCCUAAGGGACGGCGGUAACGCCAUGGAUGCUGCGAUUGCCUCAUGUCUCUGCAUUGGAACCGUCAACAUGUUCUCCGCAGGCAUCGGUGGAGGCGGCUUCAUGACCGUCCGCCUGCCUAAUGGCACUGUCGAGGUCAUCGAUUUCCGCGAAACAGCCCCCGCAGAUGCCCAUCCUAACAUGUACAAAAAGGAUCCCAUUCUCGCCCAGAAGGGCGGUCUUUCCGUCGCCGUGCCCGGCGAGAUCCGCGGAUUAGAGUUAGCCCACAAGCGAUAUGGAAAGUUGUCCUGGAAGAGAUUGUUCGCACCUUCGGUCAAGAUGGCGAGAGAAGGGUGGGCUGUUGGUCCAGAACUAGCGAAGCGCCUGCAGAUCUACAAGAUGAUGAUGGAAACAGAGCCAGAUUGGGCAGCAGUAUUUGCACCGAAUGGGACGGUGCUGCGGGAGGGUCAGUGGAUCAAGCGCGGGGCGCUCGCAGAUACGUUGGAGAAGAUUGGAAAUCAGGGUGCGGAUGCGUUCUAUACGGGAGAGAUCGCGGAGAAUAUGGUCGAUUAUAUUCAGAAGAACGGCGGGAUUUUGACGAUAAAGGAUAUGGAGGCAUAUAAGCCAUUGAUCAAGAAACCGAUGGUCGGAUAUUAUCAGGGACGCAAGGUGUAUACAACUCCAGCACCGACUAGCGGACCAAUCUUGCUCAGUAUAUUGAAUAUUCUGGAGAGAUAUGAGUUGGGACGGUACAAGGAGAACGCCAAUAUUGAAGUCCAUCGUCUUGUCGAGGCCAUGAAGUUCGGAUACGCGCAAAGGACGGAGCUAGGCGACCCUGACUUUACAGAGAUGGAGGACACGAUCCUGAGCAUCAUCUCCAAGGACACUGCGGCCCAGGUCCGCGCCAACAUCUCAGAUGCCCAGACCUUCCCCGUUGAGUACUACAACCCACACUGGGGUCCGAUUGAUAAUCAUGGUACGACACACAUGUCGACAGUGGAUCAAGAUGAUAUGGCUGUGGCGCUGACCUCGACCGUGAACCUGGUCUUUGGCUCGAAGUUGUUGGAUCCCAAAACGGGUAUUAUUCUGAACGACGAGAUGGAUGACUUUUCAAUUCCGGGCACGCCUAAUGCAUUUGGGUUGUAUCCUUCGCCGUAUAAUUACCCGGAGCCUGGAAAGCGGCCAUUGUCGUCGUGUGUGCCGACGAUUGUUGAGAGGGAUGGGAAGUUUGAACUGGCGCUCGGCGGGAGCGGCGGGUCUCGUAUUCUUACGUCUGUGCUCCAGACUAUGCUGAAUAUGUAUAAUCACAGAUACAAUGUGAUGGAGGCGGUCGAGGCACCGAGGGUGCACCAUCAACUGAUGCCGAAUGUGGUCGAUAUUGAGUCCGGCUACUCUUCCUCGGACAUCAAGUUCUUGUCAACACGCGGCCACAACGUUACAGUUUCCGAUAUUCUGUUGGCCAAGGCUGAGGUGCAGGCUGUAAUGCGUGCCGAGGACAAGUUGAUCUAUGCGGCCAGUGACUCGAGGAAGCAUGGCAUUGCUGCGGGAUACUAA